Molecule: messenger RNA, 861 nt
Organism: Cucumis melo (muskmelon)
Lineage: Eukaryota; Viridiplantae; Streptophyta; Magnoliopsida; Cucurbitales; Cucurbitaceae
Product: acyltransferase Pun1-like
Exons: 1
Coding region: 1-861 (286 amino acids)
Source: RefSeq, a predicted model, not a curated record
AUGGAGCUUCAAAUAGUUAGUAAAGAAACCAUCAAGCCUUUAUCUGCAACCCCACCACAACUCAAAAAACUCCCUCUUAGCCUUUUUGAUCAACAAGCCCCUAAAAUGUAUAUACACCUUCUCUAUUUCUACUACAACCACGAUAUCAGCUCCGGCUACAGCCGGCAGCUGCUGAAAGAUAGCCUCUCAAAGGCCUUGACUUUUUACUACCCUUUUGCCGGCCGCCUCAGAGACGAUGGCAACUCCAUCAACUGCAACGACGUGGGUGCAAUUGUUUCGGAGGCAAAGCUCCGGUGUCCCAUGUCAGAAUUUAUGAACAACUUCAAUUUAGAACGUGAAGAGAUUUUGAAGUUGACUCUUUCGGAUGACAUCAAUGGAAAAGACCAAAGAUUGAAUCCAUUGUUGUGUGUUCAGUUGACACAAUUUGAAUGUGGAGGAGAAGUGAUGUAUGUGUUAUGUUCUCACAAAGUUGCGGAUUUGGCGUCGUUAACCAACUUCAUAAAUGAUUGGGUUUUCAUUGCUCGUAGCUCCCGCGACGGCAAUGAUCCACCGACCCUGAAUUGUCCUCCUCAAUUUAAUGGGGCUAGUUUUUUCCCUCCGACGAAGUUGGAAAGCGGCGGGGAAUUAAAUUCUAGAACAGAAAGACAAUAUGAAAAUGGUGUUAGUACGAAGAGAUUUGUGUUUAAGAGUUCAAAGAUUGCAAGUCUUAAAGGUAUGGUUUGUGAGAAAGUGGAGAAUCCAACUAGAGUUCAGAUUCUCACUGCCUUCAUCUACAAAGCUGCCGUUUCAGCAAAGGAAUCAGUCACAGGUUUGUUAAUUUUAAUUAGUUUCGAUCAACUUUACACUAAAAUUAUAGGUUAA